Messenger RNA from Lutzomyia longipalpis, 1556 nucleotides. RefSeq names its product dicarboxylate carrier SLC25A8-like. Gene Ontology annotation, molecular function: oxidative phosphorylation uncoupler activity. The record is from RefSeq and is a predicted model, not a curated record. The transcript is spliced from 4 exons. The coding region runs from base 483 to 1475 and encodes 330 amino acids. Gene Ontology annotation, cellular component: mitochondrial membrane. Gene Ontology annotation, biological process: mitochondrial transport; response to cold; adaptive thermogenesis. NCBI's taxonomy places the organism in Eukaryota, Metazoa, Arthropoda, Insecta, Diptera, Psychodidae.
GGGCAUUGCAAAUUCAAUAAAAAAAGAAUCUUCUUACAAAAGAAUUUUUUUUUACAUAAUUCUUCCUCUUCUGGCAAAAGAAAAUGUGCUUUUGUAAUAACGGAAAAUUACCCAAAAAAAACAUUUUCCUUUCCUAUAUAAUAUUCUAAAUUUACUUGUUGGACGUAUUUUCACAUGAAAAAUCAUCCACAUACGCAACAAAUCAUCAAUCUCGCCACACUGAAUACUUUGAAGAUCAUGGGAAAAUAAUGAUGAUCUUUGUUUGCAAAAACAUGCGCGGAAAAUGAAGAUUUUCGGUAAAUAAUAAUAAAAACGCGCGAGACUUUGUGUGUGCGCCGCGAGAUGAGCCCCAUUGUCCAACAGUUUAGUUGAGUGAAGACGACAUUUUCCAAUUUCAGAGAUUUUUCUUUUCUUCCCACUCCUCUAUAGGCCUCUAAUGGUCAAAUAAGAAGAGUGAGAGAGGCGAGUAAUUGUGGUGGGAGAUGGUGCAAUCAAAGAACACAUCAGCCAAUCUAGAGGCUAGUUUUGGCGUACGACUCCUAACAGCGGGCACAGCAGCAUGUAUUGCGGACUUUGUCACAUUUCCCCUGGAUACGGCAAAAGUGAGACUUCAGAUUCAGGGUGAAGGACAAAUCCGUAUUCCACUGAGUACAGCUACAGCAAAUGGGGCUACAGUGGUGAGCGCAGGAGCUCCACCACCAGCUGCUCAAUAUCGCGGUUUGGUUGGCACAGUCAGUACAAUUGUUCGUCAAGAGGGUUUCAGAGCACUGUACAAUGGCCUCUCAGCUGGUCUGCAGAGACAAAUGGCCUUUGCUUCGGUGCGCCUUGGGGCCUACGACAGCGUUAAGAUGCUGUAUCAGCGUGUACUGCGUGAAAAUCCCGAAGGUUUGCAGAUCUUCACGCGUGUCCUCGCGGGUUUCACCACUGGCGGAAUGGCUGUGAUGCUGGCACAACCCACAGAUGUCGUUAAGGUGCGCUUCCAGGCACAAAAUCGCACAACAGCAUCCCCCAAUAGUGUCCGCUACCGCAGCACCUUGUCGGCGUACAGAACAAUUGGCCGCGAUGAGGGUGUACGGGGGCUGUGGAAGGGAACCCUGCCCAAUGUGGGGCGCAAUGCCAUUGUCAAUGUGGCGGAAAUUGUAUGCUAUGACAUCAUUAAGGAGUGCCUGCUCAAGUACACACCCAUGGAGGAUGCAAUUCCAUGCCAUUUCACAGCUGCCGUGAUUGCGGGCUUUGCCACCACCGUGGCUGCAUCACCCAUUGAUGUGGUUAAGACGCGCUACAUGAACUCCAAGCCAGGGCAGUAUCGCGGUGCCAUUGAUUGUGCCAUCCAAAUGGGACGUGGUGAGGGAGCUUCGGCCUUCUACAAGGGCUUCGUGCCAUCAUUUGCACGUCUCGUGUCGUGGAAUAUUGUUCUCUGGAUCACAUAUGAACAACUCAAAAUUCUCAUCUUCAAGCCACCUCGCAAGGAGUGACGUCAUGACGCCUUUUUUUAUUCUUUCUAUUCUAGGGAUGAUUUAAUAAUAAAAUUCUGAGAAAAUCUUUUUUUAUAUAAA